ACUCGAGUCUUCCUGCAGUGAUUGUUUUCGAGUAAAAUAAGCCAAAAUGUCGGCACAGAAAUACGUGAUCGGACUGGCCUUCCUGGUCGCCGUUCUACUGACCAUCAACGCUGUACCUGCUAGUGGCACUAUCGAUAAUCAUGCCGCCGCCGUCAACAAAUCGCACCACCUGAUCGUCGGCAACAGGAGGUCUGGUGACAGGCUCGUGCUUAGGCAGAACGUCCAGAAGAACCCAUCUCACAUUAUAGUCACUUAUACGAAGACAUUCAAUGUUUCUCGAUCGGAAAACAUCACUAUGGUUAAGGCGCUGGAUAAGAUGACUAAUGGCAAUGGCGCUUAUGCCAGUAUCUUGCGAGGUGGACCUGGCUACAGCAACGUCACUAUCAAGUUCAGGAGUAAGAGGAGAUACGGCAUCAACUUUGUCGUUGAGCUCUACGCACAUUAAUAACUUGAUGGGAGCAACUAAUAUUAUUCAUCGAGCCAAAUUAUUUUAAAUGAGAUAGAUCAAUUGUAAAUUAUUAGAAAUUAGACAUUCAUGUUAUGUGCAUUAAAUGAAAAUAAAAAAACCUUGAACACUAGCAUUCGCUAUAAAGAAAUAAAUUAGUAUUCUAAUUAACAUUAUGCUGUGAGAAUUUUAAAGUAUAUAUCUGAAUCUGAAUCUGUAUGUUACAUUCAUCGAAAUAGAAUAAAAUCAGCGUACAGUAUUUUUGACUUUUUUUCUUAACAUAAUUUAACAUAAUUUUCUUAACAUCUCUGGAAUGUGAAUAUCUGUAAACGCGACAUUAAACCGUAAAAAUACA
Ooceraea biroi (clonal raider ant) is the source of this 800-nucleotide messenger RNA. RefSeq names its product probable salivary secreted peptide. The record is from RefSeq and is a predicted model, not a curated record. Lineage: Eukaryota; Metazoa; Arthropoda; Insecta; Hymenoptera; Formicidae.